Molecule: messenger RNA, 2156 nt
Organism: Daphnia pulicaria
Lineage: Eukaryota; Metazoa; Arthropoda; Branchiopoda; Diplostraca; Daphniidae
Gene: Pex5
Product: peroxisomal targeting signal 1 receptor-like
Exons: 14
Coding region: 196-2064 (622 amino acids)
Biological process (GO): protein import into peroxisome matrix, docking
Cellular component (GO): cytosol; peroxisomal membrane
Molecular function (GO): protein binding
Source: RefSeq, a predicted model, not a curated record
AAUUGGUAUGUGGAUGUGACUUUGUAGAGUGAUAGAAGUUAUAGUGAUAAGACAUACACACGAUAUCUUAACAACUUGCUUUUAUAAGUUACAUUGAUGAAUAGCAUUGGGAAAUUAUUACCUAACCAUUCUUGAGCUAGACCCUCUAUUUAGGAAGAAGUUUGGAGACCUUGAGCUCGGACAUCAGUACUUAGAAUGGCGUUUCGAGAACUAGUUGAUGGAAAUUGUGGUGGAAGGAAUCCUAUGCUAAAAGUAGCAUCACAUUUUACCAGAGAUCAAGGAUUUCGUCAGGAUGUACCUGUUUCACAUAGACACCCUGACACGAGACCAGAAGAUGUUAUGGUCAGAGAAUUUUUGGAGGGUAUUCCACCUCCAUCUCAAGUUGGAUCAAGAGGUGCCUUUAACAUGGAUAGCCUUUUACGUGAGAUGAGGGAUCUGGAAAAGCCACAAGGAAUUGCUAGACCACCUAUUCAACCAGGACCAAAUGUAGCCCAUUAUGCAUUUGAUGACAAAAACUGGGCUGAAGAUUUUUUGAGGAAAGAACCUCAUGUGAUACCAGAAGAUUUACCUUCUGCUAGUGGAUGGAGUCAGGAAUUUCUGGACAGUCCUGGCUAUAUGGGAGUUGUAGAUGAUUAUGCAGAGUGGGACAACCAUUGGGACAGCUUAACCUCUCAUAUAGAAAAACCGGGAUUUUCUGCUCCUGGCGCAUUAGCCCAAACUGCCGGAGAAAUUAUUGACAGAAUGAAAGAUCCAAAAUUUGCUCAAUCUGAGUUUUUGCAGUUUAUGCACAAGGUCAAUCAAGGGGAGGAGGAUUUGACCUCGGAACCUCGGACUACUACCGCUCAUAGUAAUUCAAACUGGGCGGAGGAAUUUUCUGGCUCAGAGGGUGUAACAAGACAGCCAGAAUCCAGUGCAGAUCAAGACUGGGCUGCUGAAUUCACAACUAAUCGUCAACCUGAUUUGGCUGACGAAUGGACAAAAGAAUUCAGUGACGGUGCCAGCGCUGAAGUGUUUAGGGGCGGAAAUCCAGCUCAAGAUGACUUCUGGUCACAACUUCAACAAGACUGGGAAAAAGCAGCCGACGAUAACCCUGCAAGCUACGGAUGGCUUAAGGAAACGCAACAAGAUCCGUUAAGUGAAUACACAUUUGAGGCAGAGAAUCCGUAUCAAGACAACGCGGAUCCUUACAAUACAGGUCUCCAAAAAAGAUUAGAAGGUGAUCUUCCAAGUGCCAUUUUGCUGUUUGAGGCAGCUCUAAAGAAAGAUCCUGAACAUGUGAAAGCUUGGGAAGUUCUUGGAUUGACUCUUGCCGAAAACGAACAAGAUCCAGGGGCAAUUACCGCAUACAAGCGUUGCUUAGCAUUGGAACCAACAAAUCUUGUUGCCAUGAUGGGUCUGGCUGUAAGUUACACAAAUGAAUCUUACCAGUUGCAAGCUUGCCAAGCCCUGGAGGACUGGUUGCGGAACAAUCCCAAGUACGGACACUUGACCUCUCCUUCAUCAGCCCGGGUUAACGAACGGGAGAGAACAUUUACAAGCCUAGUUUCUGGGGAUACUUUUAACCGAGUUCAGGAUAUGUACUUAACAGCAGCUCGAUUACAACCUUCCCAGGACUUAGAUCCCGAUGUGCAAACUGGCUUAGGUGUACUUCUCAAUCUCUCUGGAGAUUUUGAUAAAGCUCCCGAUUGUUUCAGGGCUGCUCUUCAGAUGAAACCUAAUGAUUCUUUGCUUUGGAAUCGGCUUGGAGCAACUUUAGCCAAUGGAGGGAAAUCUGAAGAGGCCAUUGAGUCAUAUUACAAAGCUCUAGAGCUGUCCCCUGGUUUCAUUCGCGCGCGUUAUAACUUGGCAGUUUCCUGUAUCAACCUAGGAGCUCACAGAGAAGCAGCCGAACAUCUAGUGUCCGCUUUACUCCUUCAAGCUAGACGUUCUAAGCGGGUCAUGUCCGACAAUAUUUGGUCAACUUUACGGAUGGUUUUGAAUUUAAUGAACAGGAGGGAAUUCAUCGCUGAUAUUGAUGCCAAGGACUUGACUCGUUUGGCAGCUGAAUUUGGAAUAGCUGAAUAAGCCAUUUUUGUAAACGGAUUAGAUCCAAAAUUUGUAUAGGAAGUCGUUGUUGACAUGCGUUUCCAAUAUAACUACAGUUUAUUUUACCCUUA